GUUGAAAUUCUCACAAAAAUUUUUUUUAAAAAUAUUUUUUUAGGUAAAUGUCUCCUGAUUUUGUGUGAAAAAUGUUUAAAGAGUCCUUAUAUACGUUACUGAAGAAAGAAAUGCUCGCUGAUGAGAAGCAAUGUGUUCCAAUAAGAUGUAAAUCUCUUGAUGAAUUGCUGUCGGGUGUAAAAGACUCUCCCGGCGUUCAACGAGGCAUUAUUACUGAGCUUUGCGGGCCUCCAGGUUCAGGAAAAACGCAAAUUUGCAUGCAAUUAUGCUACAGCGCCAUUCUCGAGGGCAAAAAAGCAGUUUUUAUCGACACAAAUGGCGGUUUCGACAUCGAUCGUUUCCUACAAAUCCUUGAACUGCGUUCCAACUUUGAUAUUUCUCACACCGAAUGUACUCCAGAUGAUAAUAGAACUGAAAAUUUCCUUAAAAAGUUGUUCAUUUUCGAUCCAACGACCAUUGAAGAGCUCGUUGACAUCGUACAAAAUCAAUUAAAGCAACUUAUUUCAGAAAAUCCAUCGAUAACUGUCAUCGCAAUUGACUCUUUUUCAUUUUUGGUGAAGGCUGUGCAAGAAAAACCCAAAGAAAAAUUGAGACAAGUUCGAGUAAUGCAUGAAAUGGUCUCAAAUUUGCUCCGAAUCGCACACGAAAAUAAUAUUGCGGUAAUUUUAACGAACGAAUUCACCACGAGAUUUGAUACUUUUGGGCAAGCUUACUUCAUUCCUUCAUUGGGACCCAAUUUUCAUCAUCGCAUAACCCAAAGAUUGUCCCUCACAUCGAACGAUCACGAAUUUUUAGCAAAUUUGGAAAAAUCUAAAUACAAACAGAACCAAAUUGUUAAGUUUCAGAUUACGAAGAGAGGCGUUGAAGAUCUCUAAUUUGUGAAGAAAUUCGGUUGAUAUCCCGCCAAUUGAACCAUCAAGUCCCAAUAGUAACCCUCGAGGAUGUGCUAAAAUGAAAAUUUUCAUAAAAAA
Messenger RNA from Culicoides brevitarsis, 971 nucleotides. RefSeq names its product DNA repair protein RAD51 homolog 3-like. Gene Ontology annotation, biological process: DNA repair; meiotic DNA recombinase assembly; reciprocal meiotic recombination. Bases 72 to 875 code for a protein of 267 amino acids. Lineage: Eukaryota; Metazoa; Arthropoda; Insecta; Diptera; Ceratopogonidae. Gene Ontology annotation, cellular component: Rad51B-Rad51C-Rad51D-XRCC2 complex; replication fork; Rad51C-XRCC3 complex. The record is from RefSeq and is a predicted model, not a curated record. Gene Ontology annotation, molecular function: four-way junction DNA binding; ATP hydrolysis activity; ATP binding. The transcript is spliced from 4 exons.